Molecule: messenger RNA, 729 nt
Organism: Aphidius gifuensis
Lineage: Eukaryota; Metazoa; Arthropoda; Insecta; Hymenoptera; Braconidae
Product: apolipoprotein D-like
Exons: 4
Coding region: 47-613 (188 amino acids)
Molecular function (GO): pigment binding
Source: RefSeq, a predicted model, not a curated record
ACGAAAUUCAUUGAUAAGCUGCAGUUUAAAAAUUUAAUUUCUCAUUAUGAUAUUAUUUUUAUUAUUAUCAGUUUUAUUUGCUGGUUCUUUGGCACAGGUACCGCUUUCGGAGUAUCCUCACUUUGAAGUCGUAAGAAAUUUCGAUACAUCAAAGUUUUUAGGUACUUGGUAUCAAAUUUCCAGAACUCCAAAUCAAUAUGAAAUCGAUCAAAAAUGUUCAAUAAUUGGCUACGAUUGGUAUCGCAAUUCACCACUAAUUGCUUACCUUGCUUCAACCGAUAUUAAAAACGGAGAAUACAGUCGGUUGCCAGCUUCAGAUACCGAAAGAGAACCAUAUUUAGCACAAUGGGAUUUCCGUUAUCCUGCAAAUCUCAAGGAAAGUAACGGUGUAACAUCAAUUUUAGCUACUGAUUAUAUUACUUAUGCCGUUAAGACAUUAGUUCAAAAAGCUCAAAAUGGAAAACCCGGCUACGAAUUAAUUGUAUGGAUUCUUUCGAGAGAAAAAACACUUUCAAAGUCUUGCGAAAAAACUAUUGUAGAUGUUUUGAAUCGAAACAGGAUUCCAUUGAGUAUAUUGAGUCCAGUAGAUCAGAGUAAUUGUUAUAUACAAUAAGUCGAUUUGAAAGAAAAAAAAAAAUUAAAACUACCUUGUUAUAUAAUCUGCUGUAUUUUUGAAUAUGAGUAACUGUAAAAUUUAAAAAAUAAAAAAUUAUCUUUAUUCUUACCUUG